AUGAGCUACUGCCGUCGCAACCGUCGCACCCGUCGCAAACUGUACCCUCCCUCGUUUCCCGUUCCUUCCGCCUCCCUCCACCACCUUUCCCCCACUUCUCCUCCCCCCCCCCUCCCCCCCCCUUCGCUCCCAUCUCUCCCCUCCCUCUCCUCCCCUCUCCUCCCCCUGUUUCCCCCCCCUCCUCCUUCCCCCUUCUCCCCCCACUUCGCCUACAGCGGCCGCGAUGGAAGCGAUAGCUGCCACGUGGCCAACCGCCACGGCCUCGUGGUCUUUCAAGCGUGGCAUGACUCCCCCUCCCCUUUCCAUUCUUCCCCCCUCUUCCCCAUCCCCUCCAACCCCCCGUUCUCCCCUCAGUGA
Messenger RNA from Closterium sp. Naga37s-1, 357 nucleotides. Lineage: Eukaryota; Viridiplantae; Streptophyta; Zygnematophyceae; Desmidiales; Closteriaceae. The record is from the annotation of a GenBank genome assembly.